This is a messenger RNA of Mizuhopecten yessoensis (Yesso scallop), 2145 nucleotides long. RefSeq names its product calcium uptake protein 1, mitochondrial-like. Gene Ontology annotation, molecular function: calcium ion binding. Gene Ontology annotation, biological process: calcium import into the mitochondrion; mitochondrial calcium ion homeostasis. The coding region runs from base 1573 to 2145 and encodes 190 amino acids. The record is from RefSeq and is a predicted model, not a curated record. Gene Ontology annotation, cellular component: uniplex complex. The transcript is spliced from 4 exons. Lineage: Eukaryota; Metazoa; Mollusca; Bivalvia; Pectinida; Pectinidae.
CUCGCUAGACUAACCCCAGAUGGUGAGUCCCGCUGCGCUGAACACAAUCCUCCCUUGGGUAUUUGGCUCUAUAUAUAACCAAAUACCCAUUGAUACCCUUGACAUCAUAUCUCUAUUCUUUCCCCAACAGAUACAGUCUGUCAAUAGUACGUUCACUUUUACACUUUCCCAAGUACUAAUUCUUGACAAUACACUCUUACUGAAGUCCAAUAAACAUACCUGGUAGACUCAAAAUAAAAUACAACCUAUUACUACUAUCCCUGACAAUAUACACUACUACUGUAGUGAAAUAAACACAGACUCCAAUAGUACCAUUAAAUUAUAACCCUAUUACUCCUCAUGACAAGACAAUCCUACUGUCAUCCUAUAGACACAGACCUCCAAAUAGUCUUAUAACAGAGACCUUGUAAUACCGUAGUACCAUUACAUUAUAACCCUAUUACUUCUCAUGACAAGACAUUCCUACUGUCAUCCUAUAGACACAGACCUCCAAGUAGUCUUAUAACAGAUACCUUGAAAUCGUACCAUUAAAUGAUAACCCUAUUACUCCUCAUGAUAUGAAACUCCCACUGUGGUCCUAUAGACAGAGACCUCAAAAAUACCAAUUAAUUACAACCCUUUCACUACCCAUGACACUACACUUCAUCUGUAGUCCUUAUAAACACAGACCUUGAAAUAGUACUAUUAAAUUAUAAUUUAUUACUACAUGUAACGAUGACAUAUCCCUUUUCCUAUCCAUUGUUAGGCUUAAAUAUCAUCCACUAAUCAUGCCAGUAUUUCAGCAUUACCCAUUACAGUACCUCUUGGCGUUAUACACAAGAAGCAGAAUUACUGGAAUGCAAUUAUCCAAACUUUCAAUUGUUUGACUCUUGGUCUUGUCCAAAAACAAAUGACUUGCUUGAAGGUUUGUGACUGGUUAUCCAAACUACCAUUUAUCAGAACAUCAAUAUCAAUAUGUCACGUGUCUGGUUUGGAUGAUUGUUUGUUAUUGAUGCCUUUGCCCUUCGGAAACCUUCCCUGACAAAACAUGUUACACAGAGGUCUUUUAACUGUUUGAUGUUUGUUCAUUUUGUCCACUGUGUGAACGAGCCGUUCACAGUUGUCCAUAAAAUGGUGAAAGCCAUGUUUAUACUGAUCUUUCAAUGUUUGUGCGUUGCCAUAAUACAAGUUAAAACCCUUUGUGAUCAACAUUUCCUUCACUUAAAAUUCUAACCUGCAGUGUUCACAUCAAGUUUGACAGAGUUAGUGUUAUUGUUGUAAUUCGACUAAUUAAUUUAUGAGAGAAAUAAAUGCAAAGAAAUUGUCUGUGGUCUGUGGUCCUAUUUCAUUAAUGAUUCAAUUUUGCUGAAAGUUUAUUUUAUCAGACUUGUGUAAUUAAAACAUAAGACUUACUUUUUCAACUGUUGAAAUCAUAUGAUAUACCAUCACUACAUUCAGGACCGAUAUUGAACAUUACAAAUGCUUCCUAGAAACUCAAAGAUUACUCGAUUGUCUGGUUCAGGUUCACAUGUUUGUUUGAACUCCUUAUUCAUACCUGUUUGAUGUAUCCAGCACAACAAAGCUGAGUGGAAGAUGGGAGAAGACAGCAUCUUCUACCAGCUGGGCGAGAGUGGCCUCAUCUCCUUCUCCGACUACAUCUUCCUCCUCACCGUGCUCUCCACACCACCAAGGAAUUUCCAAAUUGCUUUCCGCAUGUUCGAUCUUGAUGGAGACGGCAAUGUGGAUGUUGAAGAAUUUCGCAAGGUUCAUCAGAUAAUCCGCAACCAGACUAGCAUAGGCAUGCGCCACCGUGACCAUGCUGUCACUGGAAAUGUUAUGAAGGGUGUGAGUUCAGCGUUGGUCACCUACUUUUUUGGACAAGAGGGAAAGAAGAAGCUGACUGUACCAGUGUUCCUUACCUUCCAGCAACAGGUCCAGAAUGAAGUGCUCAGAAUUGAGUUUGACCGUUAUGACCCUGACGAUGGAAAGAUCACGGAAAAAGAUUUUGGAAGAAUUCUACUAACAUAUGCUGGAUAUCCAGACAAGAAAAAGACUCGCAUGCUGAAAAGGGUCAUUAAGAAGUUCAAAGAGGAACCGCAGGUACAAAAUCACUGCAUCAAUUCAUUUAUUAAUUCAGUGACCAGCCAUGGUCUGUCCAGGUGUUAA